Molecule: messenger RNA, 2299 nt
Organism: Alnus glutinosa
Lineage: Eukaryota; Viridiplantae; Streptophyta; Magnoliopsida; Fagales; Betulaceae
Product: transcription factor E2FA-like
Exons: 14
Coding region: 307-1728 (473 amino acids)
Biological process (GO): regulation of transcription by RNA polymerase II
Cellular component (GO): RNA polymerase II transcription regulator complex
Molecular function (GO): DNA-binding transcription factor activity, RNA polymerase II-specific; protein dimerization activity; RNA polymerase II cis-regulatory region sequence-specific DNA binding
Source: RefSeq, a predicted model, not a curated record
UACCGCUAAAAAUAGAGGGCAAAAGUACAAAAAUAUAAAUUUCCAUUUGCGCCGUGCUUCCCUCCACAUCUAUCCCAAACUAAAAAUUCCCUCCUUCCCUCGUUUUCUUCUCUCUUCUACCUCACACACUUUUCCCCAAACCCCUUCUCUCUCUAAACCCUCUCUCUCUCUCUCUCUCACCCUCUCUCACGCACACACGCACGCACGCACAUACGCAGAUCCUAUCGCUCACGGACUCUCAGGUUGUUCGUCCAAUUACCGAAACCUGUGAGAGAACCUCUACCGGAAGCAGGCGAGGGCUCAUCGAUGUCCGGCGGCGCUCGAGGUCCGAGCCGCCCAACGGCGGCGAAGGCAGGGGCGAUGCAGAUCCUGCCGCCGCCGCCGAAGCGGAACCUCUCGACGCUCGCGUCGACGAAGCCGCCGUUCGUCCCUCCCGAUGACUACCACCGCUUCUCCUCCGCCGCCGAUUCUCGACAAGCAGCCGAUCGUGAAGCCGAAGCAAUUGUCGUUAGAUCGCCUCAAUUAAAGCGGAAGAGUGGAACAGACGACAAUGAAAUUCAGUCUAUUGACUGGACUAGCAGUCCUGGAUGCAAUAGUGUGGUUAACAGUCCACUCAAGACGCCUGUGUCUGCAAAAGGGGGAAGGAUAUACAACAGGUCACAGGCUUCAAAGGGCAACAGAUCUGGGCCUCAGACACCAGUGUCCAAUGCCGGUUCCCCUGCUCCUCUUACUCCCGGCAGCUGUCGUUAUGACAGUUCCCUAGGAUUGUUGACAAAAAAGUUCAUCAAUUUGCUCAAGCAAGCAGAGGAUGGUAUUCUUGACCUAAACAAAGCAGCGGGAACUUUGGAGGUGCAGAAGAGGCGGAUAUAUGACAUUACAAAUGUCCUGGAAGGCAUUGGUCUAAUUGAAAAGAAGCUUAAGAACAGAAUACGAUGGAAGGGACUUGAUGCUUUACGGCAAGGGGAAGGGGAAUAUGAUGCCUCUGUAUUACAGGCGGAAGUUGAAAACCUUUCCAUGCGAGAGCAAACAUUGGAUGAUCAGAUAAGGGAAAUGCAGGAAAGAUUGAGGGGUUUGAGUGAAGAUGAAAACAACCAAAAGUGCCUUUUUGUAACCAAAGAAGAUAUCAAGGGCCUACCCUGCCUCGAGAACCAAACCCUAUUAGCAAUUAAAGCUCCUCAUGGAACCACGCUGGAAGUCCCAGAUCCAGAUGAAGCUGUUGACUAUCCACAAAGGAGAUAUAGGAUUAUUCUUAGAAGCUCAAUGGGACCUAUUGAUGUCUACCUUGUCAGUCAAUUUGAGGAGAAGUUUGAGGAGAUGAACAGUGUUGAGCCACCUGUGAGCUUCCCAGUGGCUUCAAGCUCGGGUUCUAAUGAGAACCCACCCACAGAAGUGGUCAAUGUAAACGGCACCGGGAAUGAAAUUGAACCUCAGGCACUGUACGGUCAUCAAAUGCCCUCUGAUCUUAAUGCUUCACAGGAUUUUGCUGGAGGCAUGAUGAAGAUUGUUCCCUCAGAUGUUGAUAAUGAUGCAGAUUACUGGCUUCUAUCAGAUGCUGAAGUUAGCAUAACAGAUAUGUGGAAAACAGAUGAUGCUCCCGCUGAAUGGACUGGGAUUGAUAUGCUUCAUGCUGACUUUGGAGUAGCUGAUCUCGUUACUCCAAUUCAACAAACUCCAUUAUCUGGGAUCACUGAAGUGCCAUCUGCAGCUGCUAAUUCUACUCAAAGAUGAAUGAAUAUUGAUUUGCCUAAUGUGCUAAAUCAAGAAACUCAUGUCUAUGUCCCAGUAGCAACCUUAUGUCCUCAAAUCAUUGCUUAAAGGUGCCAAAGGGUUGCCAGAAGAAAGUGCUGAAUAAGCUUUUGGAGGAAGCUAAUAGAUGGCAAGCUGGAGGUACUUCUUAUACUGUACAGUUUAGGGGCCCUGUGGUAUGAAUAAACUGGGUACUUUUGAAUUAAGAUGGUAGAGUAUGGAGGGUAUAUGAUUACUUUAACAUGGGUGCUUUGGAUUAAGUUAGGGCACAAACUAGAGAGAAACAAAGAUAGAAUUUACAUGCAUAUCCCUUCUUUGUCUGUAGCACCUUGAUCUCUGUUUUGAAAUUGAGGCAACUUAGGCUGUAUAUGUUGCAAAUGUAAACAUUGCUGCAAGGUUCAUGUACUGGAUAUUGUGAGGAAGCACCGAGCUAGAUCUGCCCCAGAUUGAUGUAAUUGCAUGGUCAGUGAUCCUAAUCUUUGGUAUAAACUAUGGUUGUAAGCAUUUGACAUGAAAUUUUGAUGUUGAUGGUAUUCUUUUGGAUUGAACGUCA